AUGUCCGACAGCGACGUCAACGCGGGGACCGAGGCGGUCGCGCACGACGAAGACAAUGAGCCGUACGAAGUGCUGUACGAAGGAAUGGUGAAGCGCAAGUCGGGCGCUGGUCGCACACUGAAGCCAUGUCUACUGCGCAUCUACGCCGACGGAGUCGUCGUUGACUUGGGCGUCCAACGAGAGUACGCUCUACUUGACGUGGCGGAGUGGCAGAUCGACCGUAAGAAGAUCAAGGACGCUACCCUGACGGACGCCGGUCUCCGCGUCGACUGCCGCGGCGACGAAGACCGCGUCGUCACGUUGUGGCUCGUCCUCCCAUCCGACCAAGAGCGACACAAGUGGAAAGUCUUCCUGAUGGCAGCUUUGCACCCAAAUAGCAAGGAAGGCCAACGCGUGCGGCAACUGGUUGCGCAGCAACGCCAGCAAGAAAAGAUCCGCAUCGCAGAAAUCGAACGCACGCGCGACGCCAUGGCGCAAGCCCAGAAGCCGCUGAAGAAGAAAACACCGGGGGUGGCGAUGAAAUCGACGCGCGCGCUGCUGGCGCCAGCGAGUCCGGCGCCGAAUCACGCUUCUGGAUGGCAAAAGUUUACGAGCGACGAUGGCCAAGAGUACUAUUACAACGCGAUCACACAGGAAAGUCGGUGGACGUUGUUAGGCGCUGGUCCCCUGCCGCGAUCCAAGAGUGGAAGCAAGGCCCGGCUCGACCAAACCGGCGACCGGCGCCCGCGUAGCAGCAAGAAACGAGCCGACGGGACGCGUCGAAAGAAGGCAGACGACACACAGCCACGACCCGUUGUCGAGGCUUCAUCGAGUGGCUCGGAUGACGUGUCGAAGCCCGACGAUCGCGCGAUCAAGCCAACGGUCGAGGACGUUGUCGAUCCAGCGUUCGCUCGGUUGGAAACGAGUCGUCGCAUGCUGGUUGAAGCGACCGACGCACCAGACAAGCAAGGAUCAUGCCAGGAGGAGGACGGCCCAGGAAAACACAGCGACGUCGCGAAUGCGUUGGAGAUGAUGCUGGGAAGGGGGCGUCCAAAGCCCACCACAACCGGCUCCACGCAAGGCGACGACGUCGGGCCUGUGAUCCCUGGUGUCGACCAUCUCACGCUGGACGAUCCGAACUUCACGACCGCGGAACGACUUCGGAUGAAGCGGCAGCAGCGGCAGCAUCAAAUGGUCACGGCCGAUGACGAGACCGACUUGUUUUUGCACACGUUGGCCGCCAAGGCCAAGCAAAAGAACGCUCGCACGACAACGGUCGAGGAUGCCGCCGCGCCAGGAAAUCCCGAUCCGUUCCAGUUUCCGUUGGAUGCAUGGCUCGACGUCGAGCAAGAGAUCUUGUUCGAGCCCAGUCCCUCGCCAACACACAAUGGCAGCAGCAUGACGACGGUCGGGCACGUGCGUUUGGAUGAAAAGGGCACACGCAAGAAGAAAUCCAAACCAAAGUCGACACGUGCCGCCGCGCCGCGUCGACCCCCGCAAGCGCCCCCGACGACGCCACCAUCCCAAACAAACGUGUCGUCCGAGGACAAAGCCAUGGCGCGAGUUGUCGCGCCAAAGGCCAUCCACGCAAUGUCCCAGCACGGCAAGAAGCCGACGAAAGCAGGAAGGGCUGCGGACGCCGCUGCUGCCAUGACGUCCAAGCGAAACCCGCCACCGAAACGAAUCCACAUCUUGAGCGACUCGACGGACUCCGACUCGGCGCCAUCCCGUGCCGCUACCCCUCGAGCCGUCGAGGACAGCAGCGCAGCCACGUCAGCACAAUCCGCCGUGGACUGGUCGCGACCCCGUGCUGGUCCAGGCGCCGCAAGUGGCCACCACAACGCGCCAUCGUCGACAUGGACCGCCCCCGACGACGGCAAAGAGUACGAUUCCAACUCGUCAACGCAGACCAGCGUCUGGGACAAGCCGAUCGAGUGGACGGCGCAGCAGCACGUGCCGGUCGACGCGCUGUCUCUCGUGCACGAGCGCACCACGUCGCACGAGUUGCCGACGACGACGACGUUGGCAGCAGCGAUCGCCCUUCUUCCACCGCACAUCAAGAUCGACCCAACCAUUUGUCCGCACUGCCACGCCGCCAGGCCGACCCAACGAUGUGUCGACUGCGAAUCGAUCUUUUGCGACGCGUGCUGCGCGACCCAUCAUCGUCGGUACGGCUCGAUGGUCAACCACACGAUCGCAUUGCUGUCCGCGCCGUACUGCCACUCGUGCCAAGCGUCAAGCGCGACCCAAACGUGUGUCGAGUGCCGCGUGCAUUUGUGCGACGCGUGCGCGUCCUUUUUACACCGAAAACGUCCCAAACACUUGCACAAGCGCGUGCCAGUGUCUCAGCACACCGCUGCGCCGCCGCUUGCAAUUCAAGACGGCGGAAUUCCCAUGCACCAAACGCACGCCGAGCCCAUGGUAGUUGUAUCGCCGCCACAGGCGCUGCUGUACCAGCCACAGCGUCAGCCUUUUCACGCGCGUGAUACCGCAGCCGUGUCGCCAGGCGGAAGGCACGGCGUCACGACGGCCGUCGUGGUGGCGGCUGGUCCGUCCGCGCCGUCGAUGGCCGUGCCUCACAUGCCUCGUUGCGCCACGUGUGGUGGCUGGGGUGUCGAUUUCAUCGCGCCGUCGCGCAGGACGUGCGACCACUGCGAUCGGCUGGCGACGUUCCAGCCGCAAUUGAAACUCGGCGACAUCGACUGGGACGAAGGCGACGAGGAAGACGGCGGCGACACAGCUCGGGCUUCGUCCAGUAGCAGUAGUAGUGGGUGGGAAUAACGUGCCAUCGCUGGCGUCCUGUACUGCACAGCGCCGCCGACCCUUGACGGCGCUGCAUCAUCCA
Aphanomyces invadans is the source of this 2824-nucleotide messenger RNA. RefSeq lists its product as hypothetical. The record is from RefSeq and is a predicted model, not a curated record. The coding region runs from base 1 to 2760 and encodes 919 amino acids. Lineage: Eukaryota; Oomycota; Saprolegniomycetes; Saprolegniales; Verrucalvaceae. The transcript is spliced from 19 exons. Gene Ontology annotation, molecular function: zinc ion binding; protein binding.